AUGGCUCCAUCCGAUAGUCUGAUGUAUACCCUUCGGGGUAAGAGUGCUUCCUAUUACCCAUCGACCAUCAUAAAAGUCAUCAUCCUGCUUCGCCUUCAGAAAGUCAUCGCUAAUCUUUCCAGAACUCGUCCCACUCUCUCGUGGAUUCUGUACAUCUUUUCCAUCCUAUUCAAUCUCGCUCAACUUACCGGGUCCUUGAGGGGUUUAAACGUGCUGAAAACGAGGCCGAAGCCUCAAGUAGACGGUGGCAGCAAAAACAAAGACAAUUCGACCGCCCUGCCACCGUCGAGCGAUCUGUCCCUCAUCAAUCGUGUUAUAUGGAGCAUAAUUUGGCCUACCAUGGCUGCAAACCCACGCCCUCCGACGGACGUUGAACGCCGUAUUCACAAGAUCAAGCGUGAUAUCAACUCUUCAGCUAUUGGACAUCUUGAUCGUGCCUUUGACAGAAUGGCAGUCGCCUUUACACCAAAUAUUAGGUUUGCUGACCUUGAUUUCAAUGGUCCUCCCGCUACUGCCACGAAUUCGCGUCCUAGUGGCCAAAUUAUGCAGUACCAUGCCAAUUCAAAUAUUCAGACCUUACCAUGUUCUACCCCGGUUCCAGCUCUUCAUAUGCAUCCAGAGAAUCGACAUAUGUUUCGUUACUUUGUCGGCAUUCCAGGAUCCAGGAAAGAUGAGGGCUAUUUGAAUUCUAUCUAUAAUAUCAGAACUGAGUUUACCCAAUACCCCCCUUCUACCGGGCGAAACCUUCAACCGACUUCUGCAAGUAAUCUCCGUGUUGGUCAACGUCUUUUUGGACACUGUCUAGUCGUCAAAGCGAUUCUUCCACCAAAGCAUCUGGAUGCUACACAUGUUCUUAUCGAAGACGAUUCUGGGAAGUGGGAAUUGUUACAUAUCUUCAACUUCCCGUACAGCAACCACCCAGAGGAUCGAAUUGGGCAAGGUCAACUGAUGAUCCUUAGGGAGCCAAUGUAUUACAUUGGGUAUGGUGGAUUUCCGGCUAUACGGGUUGAUCACCCUUCCGAUAUCGUGUACAUCAUGUACGACGACCCACUUGUGCCACCCAAGUGGCAGAGAAAGGAUGCUCAUGGCCUAGAUGCUGAGCCCAGGGUUCUCAGGAUGGAUGGAGAAGUCCGUAUGAGGUGGAGAAAGUAUAAUCAAGCAGCUGAUUGCUUGACUUUAGCGUACAAUAUCGCCGAUCGAGCUCAGCAAGAAAUGCUGUUGAACUUCUCCCGCCCAUCAUCUUCGGUUGUCCAUACUAGCUCUAAACUCGAGGCCAUUAAGCUUCGUGUCGGCUGUUACUAUAACCUUCGCCAGUGGGAAAAAUGCCAUAGUGACGCCAACACUCUCCUAUACAUAUCUUUCAAUGAGAGGGACGCUUUGUAUAAAGCCAACGCUCUUUUUCAUCUCAAAUCGCUCGAUGAAGCCAAACAAGCCAUCUUCAGAAUCAUUGGUGGAUCUCGGUACAAAUUUGAGGAAUGUUCAAAGUUGCUCUUCCAAAUUCGAACCCACCAGAGUAACUCUGUGGGUCUCUAUAACAUGACACACAUACUUGAACGUGGAAAGGAAGGGCAGCGCGAAGUUUGUGCUGGCGAUUUUACCCUUGGAGUUAGAGUGAAAAAGACCCCAGGUAUUGGUGGACAUGGGCUGUUUGCUCAGAAAGAUUUCAAGCUGGGUGAACUUGUAAUGGCUGUUAAGGCAGCAGCGACGGUUCAUGGAGAGAACAACGUUGCCUUAGAGAUUAGAGACCAACGUGGAGAGUACGUUGGGACCAAAUACGGGCAAGGAAUGGUACCCCAAAUUAUUGCAAGAAUGAUCGCAGAACCGAAGAAUAUUGGGCAUUUGAUUCAGAAGCUGAAUCGAGACAAGUUUGAUGGAACCUUUUUCAAGCACAACGGAGAAUGUAUUGUCAACGGGUUUUGGAUCGAUGAUACGAUUGAACAGUGCGCUAUGCAGCAUGGCAUCUAUAACAAGCGUAUUCCUGAUUUUGGCGGUAUCUUGGAUCCCGACGUCUUCCCAAGUCUGACUCCGAGUAUGCGAUCAUCUACACCAGCCAGCAAUAUUAGCCUUGGCCCUCGGAAUAAAUCAAUCCUCUCAAUGAACCGUUCCACCCAGGGUCAAGAUAUUCUUAUCGAUUCGAGUUUUGCAGAUCAAAUGAGCUUUUUCCCCCAAGCAUCAUUCAUCAACCACAGCUGCGUCCCGAAUACUCGAAUUUCAAUAUUUUCAGACGUCUUAUUUGUUUAUGCGGCUUCUUCAAUCAGCAAAGACGAGGAAAUCUUUAUCAACUACAUGGACGAUGAUUACUCGCCACUCGCUCAGCGCCGCGAGUUUUUAAGAGAAACCUUUGGAUUUACGUGUAGAUGUGCACGCUGCGUAUUUGAGUCUGACAAUUUUAAAUAUUGGAGCGUACGCAAAAAGGCACACGAGGCGAUCAGCGAGUUGAUCAAUGGGGACUAUACACACAGCCCUUCUAUUAUCUUGGAUGGCAUCUCACAUUGCAUCAAGACCUUGAAAUACGAGUUCAAAGACCAUCCUAGCGAUAUUCCCCAGUUUGACAUGGCAUGGGCAUUGAUGGCGGAAGAACAUGUUCGACUCGCAGUGGACCGCGACCUGAGACGCACCGGUAGAACCGCAGAGCUGAGGAAUAUGAAGUUAGCGCUCCAGAUUUUACAAGCGCUUGGAGCCGAAUACGAAUUUGUCGAAGGGGAUGUCAACAUUUUCAGAUACGGCUAUGUUUGCAAGUGGCUCGUUGAGGCGUGGAUCUUGGCGGCGAUUAGCAGUGCUAGAUUCUAUGGGGGUGUCUUUUGGACACUUAAGGUCGCCGCUAGGGAGGUCUAUAAAAUUCUAUGCGGAGAAGAGAUUACGUUUGAAAAGUUGUUUUGGGGAAGGUUAGAAGAGGCUGGAGUUUCAGAGCUGACUGAGGAAGAUAUGUUGAGCAUGGCAGACCUGGUAGAUUGGACGGAGCGGGAGAAUUUGAGCAAGACAGAGUUGGCAGGAUGA
Molecule: messenger RNA, 2997 nt
Organism: Orbilia oligospora ATCC 24927
Lineage: Eukaryota; Fungi; Ascomycota; Orbiliomycetes; Orbiliales; Orbiliaceae
Exons: 3
Coding region: 1-2997 (998 amino acids)
Molecular function (GO): protein binding
Source: RefSeq, a predicted model, not a curated record